GCUCCCGCAGAAUGAACAGCGAAACCCGAAAAUGGAGAAAAUGUGGCAGAAAACGCGUGGUACGGAACGGCGUUACAUCACAACCCCAUUCUAGCGACUCAACCGUGCGCUGAAGAUAUCAAUUUGAAUAAUGCACAGGGAAAUCGAGAAUCUGAACACGAACGCGAUGGAUCCAGCCUACAUUUGCACGAGCGAAUGUCACAACGCAACAGAAAUAACGUUUCCGCUAAAACCGCCGGACCCCAACGACACGUUUUUGAAUCGUCAGUUCAUGGAAGACAGAUCGAUAAACCAGAGUGACUCAAUUAAUUUGCGAAUGGUUCUCGAUCUGAAUAGCUCACUCAGUGAAAUGUACGGGGAUAGAACGAUUAACGGAUCGUUUUCGAACAGCACGUUUGAAAAUGGAACGUGUAGGGAUGUGCAUGUGUAUAACUUUUGGGCGUUAUCGUUACUAGUGUUCCCGUUAUUAACGUUAUUUGGAAAUGUUCUAGUGAUAAUGAGUGUAGUUAAAGAGAGGAGUCUUCAAACAGCGACGAAUUACUUUAUUGUGAGUCUGGCUGUAGCCGACUUGUUGGUAGCCGUGGUGGUGAUGCCGUUCGGAGUAUACUAUUUGUUCUACGGGGUGUGGGGCCUACCAGCCGUGGUGUGCGACUGCUACAUCGCAAUGGACGUCACAUGCUCCACGUCCAGCAUAUUCAAUCUCGUCGCCAUAUCCGUCGACAGGUUCAUAGCAGUGACACAGCCUAUAAAAUACGCGAAGCACAAGAGCAGUGGCCGGGUGUCUAUGACCAUAGCUGUGGCAUGGCUGGUGUCUAUGGCCAUAGGGUCGCCAAUAGUCCUGGGCCUCAACAACACCCCAGCCAGAAGAGAAGACCAGUGCCUCUUCAACAACACCGACUACGUCAUAUAUUCUUCCGUCGGGUCUUUCUACAUACCCUGCGUGGUUAUACUGCUGUUGUAUUAUCAUAUAUUUAAGGCAAUCCGCAAACGCGCCAAGAAGCAGCGCCAAGCGAAGACGUCAUCAGCUCUAAGCUCAGCCGUGGCCAGCAGUACGGCGGCUGUCGUGAUCGAGAAUGUUGCGCAGACGCAGCAGCUAGACGGCUUGCAGGACCAGCCAACCAACACCGCUUCUGGCAGCAACGAGGACGACGACGAUGACAACUUUGGCAGGACAGACAUAGGAGCGUUUGCUGAAGAGAUGAACAUGAAGUCCGCUCGGUUCAUGUUGGCUGCUGUCGUCGAGGAGACUGGCCUAAUAAUGGCCAACCUGGCAUCUCCGAUCCCGAUGAUGGACCCCAACACGAACAACGACUCGGGCUAUGUAGCGUCAAACAUCGACGUGGUAGACGGUGACGUCAAGGAGACCACUCCUCCUGUCUCCCCUACUCAAAAGGAGAACAAAGAGAAGAAGGCGGAAGCUGAGAAGAAAGACGGAGUGAAGAAACCGGAGUUGAGGAAGAAGCUAAGUCGGAUAGGCAGCAGCUCCGUGAUCUCGACUCCUCGAAAGCGGUUCAGGAGUGCGGCCGCCGCAGCACGGUUCACCAUCUUCCGAGCCAACCGCGCGGGCAAGAUGCGUGCCAAGUCGUUCGCCAAGAAGGAGAAGAAGGCCACGCAGACCUUGGCUAUUGUACUUGGCGUGUUCCUGUUCUGCUGGGCGCCAUUCUUCACGUGCUCAGUCCUGGACGCGAUCUGCACCAAGUUCGACCUGCCCUACUCCCCAGGGGUCACUGCCUUCAUGCUCACCACUUGGCUGGGCUACAUCAACUCCUUCCUCAACCCCGUUAUCUACACCAUCUUCAACCCUGAGUUCCGGAAGGCGUUUAGAAAGAUACUCCACUUCGGCACCUAGCCCUACUAUUGCGUCGUCUAUGAGCAAAGCGUUCGGUUUUGACACUCCUCUCCUAAGUAAGUGUAUAGAGUAGUACCUAUUUUGGAGCAAAGUGGAAGCGGUAGAUAAUCAUAAUACUUUAUUUGCCAUUUAGAAGGGUAUAUUACAUUGUUGGUCGUCAUUAAAAUUAGUUCCUCCUAGUCAGCUAUUGACAAUAGCAUGCACAUAUUUAAAAUGUACACAUAUUAAUCUUUUAAAAAUAAAAUUCAAAAUAUCAAAUAUAACAUGUCAAAAUUAGACAAAUUAGAUGCAGUUUCUGGUUGACAUUUAAAACAGGAUGUCUAUUUUUUUCUUUUAUU
Messenger RNA from Pectinophora gossypiella (pink bollworm), 2187 nucleotides. Its product is annotated as dopamine D2-like receptor. Gene Ontology annotation, molecular function: G protein-coupled receptor activity; dopamine neurotransmitter receptor activity, coupled via Gi/Go. Gene Ontology annotation, biological process: adenylate cyclase-activating adrenergic receptor signaling pathway. The coding region runs from base 131 to 1849 and encodes 572 amino acids. NCBI's taxonomy places the organism in Eukaryota, Metazoa, Arthropoda, Insecta, Lepidoptera, Gelechiidae. The record is from RefSeq and is a predicted model, not a curated record. The transcript is spliced from 8 exons. Gene Ontology annotation, cellular component: membrane.